Molecule: messenger RNA, 2550 nt
Organism: Labeo rohita (rohu)
Lineage: Eukaryota; Metazoa; Chordata; Actinopteri; Cypriniformes; Cyprinidae
Exons: 2
Coding region: 1241-2209 (322 amino acids)
Source: RefSeq, a predicted model, not a curated record
AGUCCUCUAAUUAAAAAUUACGUUUCUGAGCUGCCUCCCGCAGGACCCGUUCAAACCGACUGACAGCGCCGAGCUGUUUGGAACUUUUUAGAGCUACAUGAACCACGUGACUGCGUGCCGGCGAGUUCAAAGAGUGUCGUAACUCUCAAUAUAUGGCACUGGUUCCAAACAAACCCCGAGCUGUCAGAAAAGUGAAACCUUUCGAAGAACAAACGUUUUUUAAUGACUUAGACAACAGGACAAGGCCAUAAAGUAAAUAAAUUAGUUUUCAGUUUGCAUAAUAAAAUGAUAAAAAUAAAACUUGGGAAAAGGAAAAUUGACAAACUGAUUGAUAUCAGUAUUCCUGCUGCUGCUCCUGAAUAAAGAAUAAAACAUGACAGUAAAAGCUAAAUUAGUUACAGAACAUAAAUAUAUAAGAGUUGUAAGGGUGAAGCAUGAACUAAUAAUAAUGUUACCAAGCAAGUGACCAUAUGUGUGGACAAGUAAUGCAAGAAUAAAGAGGAGAUAAUACUGAUAGUGACUGAAGACACUAUCACUAUUUUUUUUUUGUACACAUCUCACUGGUGAGUUGUGCUAUUUUUACAAUUGGUCUGUUGGCAACCUCAUUCAGUCCUUUGGGCUUACCUGGUGCCCAUGGGCACCACACUGGUGACCCCUGCUUUAAACAGUGUUCUAAGCAGGGUCAUUUUUAAAGUUUUGUACUGGUCAGUCUUUUAGAAACAAAAUGGUUAACAUUGUGCAUUGGGCUGUACUGGAGACAGUAAUUGUUUAAUGUCAUUAACAAAUAUGCAUGUUCUGUUUACUCUUUGUCUCCUAAGAUAUGUGAAGACUGGGUUGCCACAUGUACUGCCUUGAAUAUUCCACUCUCCAAAAGUGACCACCCAGCAAUGAGGAAGUUUCUUUUUGAAAAUGUAACGAAUGGAGGAGCCAUUCCUGGAUUUCACCAGCUGCAAGAAAAAUACCUAGGCAAUGUUUACCUGAAAGAAAAGGAGGCACUCAGAAAACGUUUAGCCAAAAAGCCUGUUGCAGUCAUAUUUGAUGAGACUCCAGAUGUAGAGGGGAGAUGUGUUCUAAACAUUCUCAUUGCACCCUUGGAAAAGGAUGAAUCUGGGAGAAUACUGGCCUACUUGGCAGACACCGUCUUCCUAGAGCAGUCUCAGUGUCUGUGGUCAAGUGUCUGCAGGAAUAUGACAUAGCAAAUGAGGAUGUCAUUGUUUUUGACACCGACAAUGCAGCCUACAUGAAGAAAGCAUAUACAGCUGCUUUGCAGUCUUUAUUCCCAAACUCACUGCACGUUACGUGCAUGGCCCACAUAAUGAACCUCAUCGGUGAUGCCUUCCGCAGACCUUUUGACCAGCUAAAUGCAUUCAUGCUCAGCUUUUCGCAGAUGUUUUACCAUGCUGGCUCUCGGAAAAGAAGAUACCUCCAGUUCAUGUCAGGAAAACAUCCUACCAGACAAAAGGCAACCAUGGCUCCAAAUCCCUGUGCUACACGGUGGAACUCCUGGUUCAGUGCGGUGCAAUACCACUCAGAGCACUUUAAACUCUACAAGGAGUUCAUAGAGAUGGAAAUAAAGGUGAGUGGCAGCAGUGCACCGCAGUCUGUGGAGAGACUCCAUGAGAUGCUACAGAAUGAAGACAUGGCUCAGUGUCUCCAGGUUCAGCUCAGCAUCAUGGCAGAUAAGUGUGAACGUAUUCUACAGCUACUUGACAUCUUUCAGAGCAGGAAACCUAUAACCACCAAGGUUUUUGACUACUUCGAGGAUCUACAGAUGAACUUUACUGCAAACAAGGAGUUACAGUAUGAAUCCUGUGCUGAGCACUUUGAAGGGCUUGAUGUCCAUCAUGCCACCAAAACACACAUCCUCAACUUAGUGCAUCUAGCGUACAGCAAUGCAGAGGAAAAACUCACGAAGUACAUGUCAGAGGGACAACCUGCCAUCAACUUCCUUCGAGAAGUCAGAGUGUUUGACCCUCGUUACAUUUCAUUCAUGGAGGACAGUGUUUCUGGCUACACACACAUCCCAGGCUUCAGUGCUGUCCCCAAUGAUGAGUUUGAUGCCUACUUCCAACGCCUGGGUCCAGCAGCACUCAAAGCGUCAGCAUGUGGAGUGGUAGAUCUAGAUGUGUUUUGGGAUGGGCUUCUCGAGAGACUUCCUGUCCUCAGUGCCUUAGCCAAACGAUACAAGGAUGUCAUCGUGAACUGCUGAAAGAAGCAACAGCCUUUACAAGCUUGUGCUAUCAAGCAGAAGAAGAUCAAUCACUAACAGCAACCUCAAAGCCUUGGUCUUCUUGUACCACAAUCAGCGACUCACUAGUGGAGUGUUUGAGAGGGAUGAGCUCAAGAUCGAUUGUGGGCCAGACUCUGAGGAUGAAGUGGAGGACAGCUUGGAUACUUAGGAAGUUAGCAUUGAAGAAUGAACUUGUCUUACCAUUCUAAUGAAUGAUUUGAUUGUUGACGUGUUUUAGUCUGCAUUUCAUAUGCUAUGUUGGAAGAACAUCCAGUUGGUUCAUAUUUGUUCACACUGGACAAUGUCAAGUUGAAUUUAAA